This is a messenger RNA of Paramecium tetraurelia, 1551 nucleotides long. RefSeq lists its product as uncharacterized. Gene Ontology annotation, cellular component: cytoplasm; nucleus. NCBI's taxonomy places the organism in Eukaryota, Ciliophora, Oligohymenophorea, Peniculida, Parameciidae. Gene Ontology annotation, biological process: intracellular signal transduction; protein autophosphorylation; peptidyl-serine phosphorylation. The record is from RefSeq and is a predicted model, not a curated record. The transcript has 6 exons. Gene Ontology annotation, molecular function: calcium ion binding; calcium/calmodulin-dependent protein kinase activity; calmodulin binding.
AUGGGAUGUACCUCAGGGGCUGAAAUAAAACAGAAUUCUAUAAUUUAGAUGAAAACAAGAAACUAGGAUGUAGUCUUCACAUCCACUGAGGAUAUCUCUAAAAUUUAUUAGUUUGGUAAAGUGCUUGGAGUUGGUUCAUUUGGAAAAGUCGUUACUGCUAGGAUGAUUAAGAAUCUGGAAAAGCAAUAUGCAAUCAAAAUAAUUGAGAGAGCAAAGGUUAAAGGUCGUGAAGAUGUAUUGGCAAAUGAAAUUUAUAUGCUACAAAGGUUAGAUCACCCCAACAUAAUCAAAUUUCAUGAAGUUUACUAAAACAAUUAAAAUUUUUACAUUUGUAUGGACUAUUGUAAAGGAGGAGAACUGGUGGAAUGGAUUCCUAAAAAAUACAAAAGCUUUCAUGAAUAGCAUAUUCAAGGGAUAAUGAAGAAGAUUGCCUCUGCUGUAUGCUACAUUCAUGACCAAGGCAUAGUGCAUAGAGAUAUCAAGGCUGAAAAUAUUAUGGUCACUUCAAAAAAAGAAGAUGGCGAACCUAAAUUAAUUGAUUUUGGAUUGGCCAAUAAGUUUGAUACCUCUCAUCUUAAACGUCUAAAAUCAUUUGCAGGAACACCUAUGUAUAUGGCACCUGAAGUAAUUAAGGGAUCAUAUGAUGAAAAAUGUGACAUUUGGUCUCUGGGGGUAUUGCUUUUUACUUUACUUUCUGGCCAUUUGCCAUUUCAUGGAGAAACAAAAGAGGAAUUAUAUGACAACAUAUAAACAGCCAAUAUUUCAUUUGAUUCAGCAAUUUGGUCGCAUAUAAGCGGUGAGGCAAAGGACAUUAUUAAAAGAAUGCUUUCUAAACAACCAGCAUAAAGAUUGACAUCAAAGGAAUUAGUUAAGCAUAAUUGGUUCAAAAAACACUUUAAGAAUGAUGAAAAAAAUUCAUCAGGAUUAAACAAUUCUCUUAAUUCUAGCGUUUUUGAAAAUAGAUCUAUAUAUUCACUACUUAAAUAAAAUUAAGGUGGGGCUAAGUUUAAAAAAGAAGUUAAAACUCUUUUAAUCAAUCAAUUAAAUGAGACAGAAUUAAAUUCAUUGAAAGAAAUCUUUAAGAAGAUAGAUGUUGAUAAUUCUGGUACUAUUACAUUUCAAGAAUUGAAAGAAGCUUUGAAGGCUGAAGGAUCUCCAGCUACUUAUGAAGACAUAGAGAAAUUGAUAAACAAUGUUGCUCCUCCUCAAACACAAGAGGAAGUCGGAAAAAGGAAAAAAGAGUUUAUCAUAAAAUACAGUGAGUUCUUGGCUUCUUGCAUUGAUGAAAGGAAGUUCAUAACCAAAGAAAAAUUAUCUGCCUUAUUUAAAAUAUUUGAUACUGACAAUUCAAAUUUCAUUACCAAAUAAAAUAUUAAAGAAGCAUUUGCAAGAAAUGGAAAAUAGAUUUCAGAUAAACAAAUUGAUGAAAUGAUAGCUGAAAUUGAUCCAAAUCAUGAUAAUAAAAUAAGUUUUGAGGAGUUUUGUUUAAUGUUUGAUAAUGUAGGAGGGGUUAAUAAAAACUUUAAUGAAGAUGGAAGUAUGUAUGCAUGA